This is a messenger RNA of Impatiens glandulifera, 1956 nucleotides long. RefSeq names its product probable terpene synthase 9. Gene Ontology annotation, molecular function: terpene synthase activity; magnesium ion binding. NCBI's taxonomy places the organism in Eukaryota, Viridiplantae, Streptophyta, Magnoliopsida, Ericales, Balsaminaceae. The record is from RefSeq and is a predicted model, not a curated record. Gene Ontology annotation, biological process: diterpenoid biosynthetic process. The transcript is spliced from 7 exons. Bases 56 to 1825 code for a protein of 589 amino acids.
CAAUAUCGCCUCUCUCUCAUAAUACAUAUUAUUUAAUCAUUAAAAAGAAGAGAUAAUGAUGAUAUCUCAGAGCCUUCAGUUUCAGCUAGCAUUCCAACCUUCAUCAUCAAGAUUUGGUAUGAAAAUAACUUAUAAAAACCAUGGAAUCAGGCCAUCAGCAUCCAUCAAUGUAAAUCAAUUUUCCGAUCAGGUCGGUGUCAAUCACCGGCGAUCAGCCGAUUACCAUCCCACCAUUUGGGAUCCAAAGCUUAUUCAAUCAUUAACCACCUCUUACACCUAUGAAGUACACGGAAACAGAUUGGAUAAAUUGAAGGAGCAAGUUAGCACGUUGCUAAAAUCCACCAAGGACGUGUCAAUCCUCUUGAAGCUCAUCGACUCUAUCCAACGGUCCGGGGUGGCUUACCAUUUCAAUCAAGAAAUCGACGCCGCUUUUGACCUCGUCACGUCGUUUGUUGCCAAUGGAAGCUGUCUUUCAACAACCGCACUGCGGUUUCGUCUUCUACGCCAACGUGGUCAUUUCGUAAGCACAGAUGUAUUUGAUGAAUUCAAGGAUGAAAAUGGGCACUUUUUAGAAAGACUAAGUGAUGAUCUAGAAGGGCUCUUGAAUUUAUAUGAGUCUUCGUUUCUCGGGAUGUGUGGGGAAGAUGAUGACAUAAAAGAAGCCAGAGAUUUUAGUGUGAAACAUCUCAAAUCAUUUAUGUUAACUCGUCUUGAUUAUGAUAAUAUGAAUAUGAGAAACAUAGUAGAAGAUGCAUUAUCAGUCCCUCUGCACUGGAGGACCCCAAGAUUGGGAGCUAGAAACUUCAUUGAUCAGUUUAAAGUUUGUGGCAGAAUUAAUUCUUGGGUCCUACUUGAGUUGGCAACUUUGGAUUAUAAUCUUGUGCAGUCAAUACAUCAAGAAGAGGUUAAAGAACUAACAAAAUGGUGGAAAAAUUUGGGUUUUAGAGAAAAGUUGAGUUUUUCUCGAGAUAGAAUGAUGGAGAACUAUUUAUGGGCAAUGGGAAUUAUGUGGGAACCUCAAUACUCAAAAGGUAGGAAAACCCUCACUAAAUUUAUAUGCAUACUUACCGCCAUCGAUGAUAUUUUCGACAUAUAUGGAUCGCUCGAUGAGCUAGAGAGUUUCAUGAUUGCCGUGGAAAGAUGGGAUUUGAAAGCUAUGGAUGACCUCCCACAAUACAUGAAGAUAUGUUAUCUAGCUAUGUACAACUUUGGAAACGAAACCGCAUACGAUGUUUUAAGAGAUCACGACAUAGUCGUUAUAGAAUAUGUUAAGAAAGAGUGGGAAAGGCUUUGUAGAUCAUAUCUAACCGAAGCCAAGUGGUUCUAUGAUGGGUAUGAGCCAUCGCCAGAGGAGUACUUGAAAAACGCAUGGAUUUCAGUUGGUGGUCAUGGAGCCAUAGUACAUACUUGCUUACUAUUAGGGUUAUCUCCGAUUAAUGAGACGUUUUUCAACAACUCUAUUAGUGACUCUGGGCCUCUUUAUUGGUCAUGUCUCAUAACAAGGCUAAGCAAUGAUAUGGGUACAUCUAAGGCAGAAAUGGCUAGAGGAGACGUGUCAAAGUCUAUUCAUAGUUACAUGAUACAUAAGAGAGUGUCUGAAAAAAAUGCAAGAGACAUUAUCAAGUGCAUGAUGAACCAUUCAUGGAAAAAACUUAAUGAGACUAUUAUAAAGAGGUCUUGUUCCGCCAUUGUCUCAACUUUGUCGCUCAACAUGACACGAACCGCUUUAUCUAUAUACCAACAUGGGGAUGGGAUUGGCACCUCUACCGGAUCAACCAAAGAUCGCCUAACUUUAUUGAUUGUCGAACCAAUUUCUAUUUAUUAAACUGGUUUUGCAUUUCGAAAGUAUAUAUCUUGUGUGUGAUGAUUUAAGUUUCAAUGAAUUAUAUUUUUUCAGAAUUUAUCUUAUGUGACUCUCUUUCAUGUCAUGAUUUUUAAUUCACUAUUUCUUCAAUU